GGACAAAGGAACUCAGUCCCAGAGACAUGUAGGCCAGAGAUACUGCAGACGAUUAGGGACUGUUGGCUGGAGCCAAACACUCAAAGGCCCUCCUUCAACGACAUAGUCAGAGACCUCGAGAACAUCCUUGAGGAUGAUGAAGAUUACAUCAAAGUGGACAACGGAGUCCCAAUGGCCAAUAUUGAAUUUGGCGACCAAGGUCAAAUCUAGCGCACUCUCCUUCACGGGGACUAAGUAUGUUGGCUCUAAGCUCCCUGCCAUGUCUUUGGAGAAGACCUCCGACCUGGCCAAUGAGAACACAUGCUUGCCAUCCUCGCUGACCCUUGACCUCCGCUACCCACAUAGUGUUCAGUUUGAUUCUGACCUGAGCAAGAAGGCCAAAGGCACCACCACCUCCUCCACCAAGAAGCGCCACAACUAUGCCACAUCCACACCUUUGGACUUGCUGAAUGGCACCAUGGGUAGCAAUUGCAUCGACGAGGAAGAGUCCAGUCAACAGAGAGAGGAGGAGAGGGUCCGGAACCAGGAGAACGAGCAGGGACAGCACUGCACUGGGACCAAUGCCAAGUGGCUCAAGGAGGGUCAGAAUCAACUUCGCAAAGUGGCAGAGAGGCAGCAGGACCAGAAUAUAAAUUCUGACCAGGAUUUGAAUCACAACGAAAGUCCAGAUGGAAACCCCAACCAUAACUCUUUAGUGAUGGACCAGCAGGAGGAAGACAGUGAGCAGAACCCGUCUUCUAAGACCCUGAGGUCCCUCUGCUCGGACCUGAAUGAACCUCUGCUGAUCGACACCUCAGAGACCCCUCAUGGGAAGGAGGAAGAAGAGAAAGAGGACAGGGAUGAGGAAGAGUCUCCACUACUUCCAACAGGUGGAGAGAGGGACACAGACUCGUCUGAGGUGCAGAGUAGCAGUGAGUCUCAGAGAUAUGACAGUGGAGAAGUGAAGGACACAUGCCUGCUGUUUCAGGGCAGAAACGCAGCACCCAGUGAUGAGGACUCCAGUUGCAUGUCACUGUCUCAGGGCAGCACAGCCAACAGCACGCCAGACAGUGACCCAGAGUCUUACUGGGACCGCAGUGCGUUUGAGACGGACACAGACCUGCCUGCAGGGUGGAUGCGGGUCAGAGACGAGUCGGGUACCUACUACUGGCACAUCCCAACAGGCACCACACAGUGGGAGCCCCCCUCUCCCCUAGAGGAGGGAGAAGCCCCAGAAAGACCCUCCAGUACCUCCCCUGCCAUCACACCCAACGUGGAGCCAACGUUGAUGUGGAAUAGUCACACCCAGUCCCGCCCCAACAGAUUUAAUGACGAGGAGUUCUGGAAGGAGGAAGAUGCCAUGGCGGAUCAGACCCUAAAGGAUUUUGAAGGAGCCACAUUGCGUUAUGCCUCUAUCAACCUCAACUGCUCACAAUCUGAAGAAAAGGAAAAGAUGAACUCUCUCAUCAAUGACCCGGAGGCUAAGGUUUUUGCAGUCCGGUCACUUGGCUGGGUGGAGAUAUCAGAGGAGGAGAUGGCUCCAGGGAAGAGCAGUGUGGCUGUCAACAACUGCAUCAGACAGCUCUCCUACCACAAACACAACCUGCACGACACGGCUGGGAUCUGGGGAGAGGGAAAAGACAUGCUCCUUGUUCUGGAGAAUGAGAUCUUGAACCUGAUAGAUCCGUUGGGCCAGACCUUGCUGCACACCCAGCCUAUCGUCAGCAUCAGAGUGUGGGGAGUGGGCCGGGACAACGGCAGGGAGAGGGACUUUGCCUAUGUGGCGAGAGACAAACUGACUCAUGUUCUGAAGUGCCAUGUGUUCAGGUGUGACACACCUGCUAAGAACAUUGCCACGAGCAUGCAUGACAUCUGCUCUAAGAUAAUGGCCCAGAGGAAGUCAUCCAAAUCCUCUCUGAACAGACUGAACACAGACCCCUCUAAACUGGCAGACAUUCCUUUCCAGGAAUUUCCUGCACCAAAGAAUGAUCUAGUCCAGCGCUUCCAGGUGUGUUACCUAGGUAACGUGCCUGUGGCCAAACCCGUAGGUAAGGAACGCUUUGGUAUGGACCUAGUUAAUGUUGCCCUCGACACAGCAAUGAAUUCCAAAGUCAAGGAAGAGUGGACGUCAGUUACUGUGAACGUGGCCUCAGCCACACUUACUAUAAUCACAGCUGAGACAGAGGAGGUUCUGUCAGAGUGCCGGGUGCGCUUCCUGUCCUUCAUGGGCGUGGGGAAGGACGUCCACACCUUUGCCUUCAUCAUGGCCGAGGGCCCCGGGGACUUCAUCUGCCACAUGUUCUGGUGUGAGCCCAACGCAGCCAGCCUCAGUGAGGCCGUGCAGGCCGCCUGCAUGCUGCGCUACCAGAAGUGUCUGGACGCCAGACCGCCCAGUACCAGCUCCUGCCUGCCAGGCCCGCCGGCUGACUCUGUGGCACGCCGUGUGGGCUCAAGUGUCAAGAAGGGAGUUCAGAGCCUGCUGGGCAGCUUCAAGAGGUCUGGGUCCCAGACGCCCUGAGAGGUGCCAACUAACCCACUACAAAACACUCUACCCCCAGGCCAAGCCCACCAUGAUAGCCAUGGCUCUCCUCACUCCUCCACUGCCUCUCUAUCACCCCCAUUCUGAGGUGUUAUGGUAGAACCUGCUUCCCUUCUCAUGGGCACUGUGGGCUGCCUGUUGGGUUGGGGUACCAGUAAACCGAGUGCUGCCCACAGCUCCUCCAAGCAUUACACUUCCUUCACUUCACCUUCGGUUGGACAAGUAGGCAAUCUUUUCAUUUCUUUGUUUAAUCUGUGAUUUAUUAAAGGUCCAAUGCAGAAGUUCUCUAUCAAAUAAUUUCUGGGUAAGAAUAUAGUACUUUACUUUGAUUUGUUUUCAGGUAAAAUGGUCAAAAAUAAACAAAAACAGCUUCUUAGCAAAGCGCAGUUUCUCAAGAAUUUAGCUAGGACUGUCAGGGAGUGGUCUGAGGGGGGAAACCGAAAAUUUAUUUUUAUCGGAAGAGAUGUUUGGAACUCUUUCUUAUUGGUCUGUUAAGAGGAAACUUGGUCUAGUUUACAAAGUACCAACACUAAUUAUGCUUAGGAAAACAGUUAUGUUCUGUAACAUUGUUUCUGCUAUUUGUUUUGCAGAACAAAUAUAGUAUAUUAUUGGUGAAAAUAGAAAUGGAAGAUGUGCAAUUGAAUUGUGAAUGUGGUUGAGCUCAUGCCAUGUGCUUGUGGCACUAUCAUGUUGGUUUUCAUUUCAAAAUGGAUAUCGACUUGAAAGAAAUUAGAAACAGUGACAUGAGAAGUCUACAUAAAAUGCAGCAUGGUGAAUGAGUGUUGAGCUGGAAGCACUAAAACAUGCUAGCUAGCUAAUAUAAUAUUUGGCAAAUAAAUAUUUUGUAUAUAUAUAGUUUCUAUAGUACAGUUGUUGUGAUGCCGUUUUGUUUUAAGUCCCCUCUUCCUUCUUCCUUCUGGGGGAGCUGGUAAACCAGCAAGUGCAACAUUUUAUUUGUAUGUGUAUUGCAAAUUGCAGUAAAAUAUCUGUAGUUCAACUCCUCAAAUCUAAAAUGGAGAUGGCAUACUUUUAGCGCAUGAAGUUUUAGUGAAACCUCUCAUGUCUCAAAGAAAGCUUAGGCUAUCUGUUACUGCACUCCAAGUGGACAGUAUGUUGGAGGAGGAUGGAAACUUUCUAUUGUGUGGAAAUGGAUCUGAAUUUGAUUUUGUCAUCCUUUUUUUGUGAUCAGAUGUUGUAUGUUAGCCUGUUUAACCACAUUCUUUUUGAUCUGUUUAACAAUUAUUAUUUUUUACACGUGUUUAGUGUUAUAAUUGUUUUCCUUUACUCCAUUGUGUAUGUCUAAACUUGUUUUAAUUUAGUUACAUCUGAGCAGUGACAGCUAUUUAUAGCUACCCCCUUGUCCUUUCAAACUGUUUAUAAGAUCUGACAACUUUUAUGCCUCCUAAUUAAUUGGGUCUAAGGGAUGAGACACUACUGUCAUUGUGAUAGACAUGUCACUGAACUUGACAGUGUCUGUCAGUAACUCACAAGUCAUUUAACUCCCACUUCCUUUUUUAAAUUUCAGUUUUUAAACUCGUGACUGCCCUCUGCUGGGCUUUAGAAUAGUUAUUUUUCAUUAGCAGUGUGUCUGAUGACACAACAGGAGAGCUAAGAAGCCUGAUGCAUUUUGUUGUGCAAAGAUUGUAAUUACGGAAAGUGUUGUUUCUUUUAACCCACAACAGUGUUUGUCUAUGAAAUAUUCAGGCUGAAGUGUGUGUGGAAGUUUCCUCCUUAGCGUGCAGUAUGUGUAAAUCAUAUAAACACUUCGCUGCAUAUAAACGUCUUUAAAAUACACUAUUCCAUAGUUGACUGACAAGAGCAUAGUCUUCCCUUUUUGUUUUUGAAUGCAGUUGGUUAAAAAUACUUUCUUUUUAAAAUUAAAUUAUUAUAUUUUUCUAAGUGUGUUGUGUGUGUUGUGUGUGUUGUGUGUGUUGUGUGUGUUGUGUGUGUGUGUGUUGUGUGUGUGUGUAACAUAUCUGUGAGAUGGAGAUGCCUUUUUACCCUCAGUUCCUACCACUAUGUGGUCACUGUUGCAGCAGUGUUUCCAAAUCUGUAUCACCAUACUAUUUAUCCCCAUCCUUCACUUUAUUGUGCCACAUUUCUCCAGCUCUCAUCUGUUUUGGACAGCAAUUUGACCAGACAAGAAGCCAUAGGUUAGGCUUUGGCCUGGCUUUAGUUGCUCGCUCACUCACUCUUAAGUACUGACUAAUAAAAACAUAGACACGUAUAUGUACAAAGUAGUUUUUUUUUUAGUAUGACAUUGUUCUUGUUGUAACUGAAUUUGUGCGAUUUUCGUCACGCCUAUAAUUUUUACUCCUUACUCUACACACUAAGUACUCUACACUACUUACUGUAAAUGUCAGACAUUGGUUGCCUUGUACAAACAGAGCUUCCUGCGGUUAGUAUAUCAUUUAUUUUUAAUUCACACUGUAAUAUUGGACCAUGCUUUGAGGACUCAAAAAUACUAUCAAGAAUUUGUGCAUGUUUUUGCAAUACAUGUGACUACAUUUCACGUGUCAAAUGUUUUCCCUUCCAUUUCAAUAGUGACUGUCACUACACAUGUCCCUAAUCCACUUAUUGCUCACCUGUUUCUUUUGUUUUGCUGAGAAAUCAGUUAUAACCCAUUUAUAUAUUCAGUGUAGAUGUUAACCAGUGGGUGCACUUUGCAUGGCUGUUAUAUAAGAACUGACCCUAGCUUCUCAGAACAGGGGAGCACAGAGGGUCCUCAGUGUGUUUUCAGCUCUGUAAGGACAAAUAUAGGCCACGAUGGGAAGUCUGUACUGGUAUAAGUUAGCCCUACUAACAAAAACCCCAUCGGAUUGUCAAUGUAGAUUCCUUGUUGUAACGCUCAAUAUAUUUAGGUUGCUUUGGUGAUGUUCAAGGUUAAAUAUUUGUCUUAAGGAUUAAUCAUUGCAAUAAAAAUGAGUAAUACAUUCUUUUCUUUAACUUACGAUAAAUUAUUGAAGGAUUUACAUGUGUUGAAGAUGAGAAACCGACUUUGAUCCAAAUGUACCGCAACACUAAUAUGACAGGGCUGUGAUCAUGUCCUCUGUCAUAGGCCAUGGAAAAUAUCUAGGUUCAGUUUUUAACAAAUGUGAACUUUUAUAUGUCUGCUUUUUUGUUUUUCAGAUGUGUUCAGUGUGUUGUUAACCUUUCGAUGUGAGGUAUUUAUUAAGCCUUAUUAAAGAAACCUUACAAUGAAGCGAUACCUUUUUGUUCACACUCCUGUUUGUCAGCCAUGUGUAUUUUUUUAGCUUCUGUGUUCUUUCAUAUCCACUGGUGACUGUAAUGCAAAAAAGGUGGUCAUUUACAUAUCUGAAGAAUGUAAAUGAGGUAUGUGUAUGUAUAUACAGUACCAAUUAAAAGUUUGUACACCUACUCA
Molecule: messenger RNA, 5900 nt
Organism: Oncorhynchus gorbuscha (pink salmon)
Lineage: Eukaryota; Metazoa; Chordata; Actinopteri; Salmoniformes; Salmonidae
Product: amyloid beta precursor protein binding family B member 1-like
Exons: 17
Coding region: 134-2497 (787 amino acids)
Biological process (GO): regulation of DNA-templated transcription
Cellular component (GO): nucleus; cytoplasm
Molecular function (GO): transcription factor binding; amyloid-beta binding
Source: RefSeq, a predicted model, not a curated record